This is a messenger RNA of Herpailurus yagouaroundi (jaguarundi), 1227 nucleotides long. RefSeq names its product WAP four-disulfide core domain 8 (gene WFDC8). The record is from RefSeq and is a predicted model, not a curated record. Lineage: Eukaryota; Metazoa; Chordata; Mammalia; Carnivora; Felidae. Bases 1 to 645 code for a protein of 214 amino acids. Gene Ontology annotation, cellular component: extracellular region. Gene Ontology annotation, molecular function: serine-type endopeptidase inhibitor activity. The transcript has 4 exons.
AUGUUUAACCCUACAAAGGGAGGAAGCAAUCCCAUAUCUGCCACGCUGUUCCCAUGUGCCAGGUACUGUGAUGAGUGCAUUACGGACAUCAUCUUCCUUAAUUCUUAUAAGCAGACUGGAUGUGAAUGUGGACAUUGUUCUCUUGCAGAGAAACCAGGAGUGUGCCCCCAUGAGAGGAUCACCUGUGAAACUAAAGUUCCAGAUUGGUGCCAAACUGAUGGGCACUGCGUGGAACAGAUGAAGUGCUGCUCAUUUGCCUGUGGGAAGAAGUGCAUGGAUCCACUCCAAGAACCCUGCAUGCUACCCUCAGACCAAGGAAACUGUAACAGUAAUAUCAUGCACUGGUAUUUUGACAAUAAACAUCACCUCUGCAAACCCUUUACCUAUGGAGGCUGCUAUGGGAAUGCUAACAACUUCAUCAGCAAGGAACACUGCAUAAUGGCUUGCACAUUAAUUGUCAAGAAAGGACAUUGCCCACUCUUCCCUUUCAAGAACCGUAUGGAGUGUUCAUCUCUGUGUAAGAGUGACAUCGAUUGCCCCCAAAGUGACAAAUGUUGUGAAUCCAUGUGUGGCUUUGUUUGUGCCAUGGCCUGGACAGGUGAGGACUGGGGGUAUACCUCCCAAAGUCUCCGGGGCAUAUGCUAAGGAUGUCAUGUUGUCCCAUGGAAUAGGAGAUACCCCUUCAGUUGACCUUAGGGGUCUCUUGGGAACUUUUCCUUUUUUAAUGCCCAAUCACUGCUCUUGUGUUGUCGUGCUGAUCUCAGGAAACUUAUUUGCUAGGCUUCAAAGACAAUCAUGCAUAGUAUCACUCCCUAUUUUUCCCCAUGAGAACUUAUUUAUUCUAAGUCGCAUCUUCAAUGGCUGACAGGUGACAAUACCCACUUAUUUGUACAAAAAGAAAUGAUAACCAUUAGGUACAUUCCUAAUAAGCCCUUAUGUCUGCACAGAACUUCAGAGCAUGUAGAGCAUAUCCACAUCCUGUAGGUAUGCUGGAGUAAUGAUUGGCAGCAAAAUUUUGUUGGGGUAGAAGUGAACUCUGUAGUUUCUGAGGUUAGGUCUCACUCCUUCAUGUAGUGCUGAGUUAGUAUAGUCUUGUCCCAGAGAUUGCUAGUGUUUUGAGGUACAGCACAGUAUGGUGGAAGACAUCCAAGUCCUUUCAACUGACUUCAACUCUUCUAUUCAUUUUCAUUAUGGCCGUAGACAACUCAUUUUCCCUACAUGAUCCUC